Messenger RNA from Puntigrus tetrazona (Sumatra barb), 4608 nucleotides. RefSeq lists its product as uncharacterized. Gene Ontology annotation, molecular function: GTP binding. Lineage: Eukaryota; Metazoa; Chordata; Actinopteri; Cypriniformes; Cyprinidae. The record is from RefSeq and is a predicted model, not a curated record.
GUUAUUUUAGCCUCAGAAGCCGCACAGACGAUCAUCUCUCGUCCUGCGGCGUUUUCCUUUCGAUUUUGAUUUCGAGUCCUCGGUGUUAAAAUGACGUCAGCUUCAGAGAGUGAUUUGAGGAUUGUUCUGCUAGGAAAGAAUGAAUGGGAAAACAACAAAGUAGGAAACAUUAUACUGGGUACAACAGCGUUUCAGAGCAAAGCUCCAUAUGAUUCACAGCGUCUCAAUGAGAGAAUCAGCGGAGCGGUGGAGAAGAUUCACAUCUCAGUCGUCAAAACCUACCUUCUGCAGCCACAUCUCUCACAGCUUCAGAUGAGAAAUGGAGUGAGAGAGUGUGUGUCUCUGUCUGCUCCAGGACCUCAUUCAAUCGUACUCGUACUGCAGUACAAUGACUUCACAGAAGAGGACGUGAAAAAAGUAAAUAAUGUGCUGAACCUUUUCAGUAAGCAGGCCAUUAAACAUGCUAUAGUGGUGACAACGGAUGAAGAUGCAUUCGCAUCCAAAAUUACAUCAUUUCAAUUUAACAAGCUAUGGAAUAAUCCGGUUUAUAAUUUAAUAAAGGAAUGUGGAGGAGGACAUCUUAAAUUUGAUUUCAAAAAUUCAGCGUGGCGCUCUGAGAUUGUGAAAAUGACAGAGGAGAUACUCAAGAAAGAAAACGAAGAAUUUCUCAUCUGUAACAUGUAUGAAGAUGGAGGUGAUGGAUCAUCGGUGGAUGAAGUGGGUGGAGAUCCUGUUGAGGGCACCAGAAUGGGACGUAAUGGAGGAGUGAUGCCUACUGGAAAAACCAAACUGAACUUUGUGAUUUGUGGAAAUAAUACUACGCUCAAGAUGUCAGUGUCUAAAGUCAUUCGAGGGACCAUCAAUAAACCAAAGAACAAACUUUUACUUCAGAAAGAGAGGAGCAAUGUGUGCGUGAAGAAAGAGGAGAAGGUACACGGGCGGCAGGUCUGUGUAAUAGAGCUUCCUGUCCUCACUCAGCUCUCGGAGGAGGAAGUGAUGCGUCAGACCCACCUUUCUGUGUCUCUCUGUGAACCUGGAGUCCAUGCGUUCAUCCUUGUUACUCCGGUCAGUCCACUUACUAUGGAAGACAGAGCAGAAAUGGAGAAGAUUAACAGAAUAUUUCACUCUAAAGAGCACUUCAUGGUGCUUUACACUACGGAUCUCACGGUUGACAAAAACGUGACCGAUUUUGUAGAGUCCACAGAAUCUCAGAGGAUUGUGAGACUCUAUGGGAGCUGGCACAGUGUGAUGGGGAUAAAGGACCAGAGAAGCCCAGAACAGAUCUCAAACCUGUUUAACUGUAUAGAGAUUAUGAAGACUGAACCCUACUCUCUUCAGAUGUACACGACAGCUCCAGAGAGGAGAGUCAGAGAGCUAGAGGAGAAACUGAGCACGAGAGACAAUGAAAUCAAAGAGUUACAGCAGAAGAUCAAGAUGCUGGUUCCAGAGGGUGUGAAGCUGAAUCUGGUUGUGUGUGGGAGUAACAAUGAAUUAAAAUCCUUCAUAUCAAACCUGAUCCUGAAUCAGAGCGAGGAGAGAUCCGAGUGUGCGAGGAGAGACGUGGAGCUUCACGGACGUCUGAUCAGUCUGGUGGAGCUUCCAGCUCUGUUCAGCACUCAGCUCUCAGAGGAGGAAGUGAUGCGCCAGACUCACCGCUGUGUGUCUCUCUUUCAUCCUGGAGUUCAUGCUUUCCUCCUCGCUCUUCCUGAUGGUCCAAUCAAUAAUGAAGAUAAAGCAGAAACCGAGAGGAUCCAGAGGAUCUUCAGCUCAGAAAUCAACAAGCACAUCAUGAUCCUCAUAAAGCAGAAAACAGAAGAGCAGACGGCAAAAGGAAAUGAUGAAACACAGUCUGUCAUUGAGAGUUUUGGAGGACGACGUCAUUUUGUCGGACCGAACACGAAAGGGUCUCAGUUGGUAGAGAAACUUAAGAAGAUGGUUAUGGAAAAUAGUGGUGAAUGCUUCACCACAGAGACACUGUUGGAUGCACAGAUGGAAAAACUGCAGAAAUUUGAAGAAAUGAAGAGGAGAAUCCAUUCGUUAGAGACGUGGUUUCAGACACAAGAUUCAGGAACUAGAGAAGAUGAACUGAGGAUUGUACUCCUCGGAAAAACUGGGGUUGGGAAGAGUUCAACUGGAAACACCAUCUUAGGAAGAGAAGCGUAUAUAUCAGACCUUUCUGGAAGUUCUGUUACUAAAGUGUGUCAGAAAGAGACAGAUGAAAUCAACAGCAGACACAUUACUGUGAUUGAUACUCCUGGACUUUUUGACACUGAACUCAGUAACGAAGAAAUUCAGAGAGAAAUCAGAAAUUGCAUCUCCAUGAUCCUGCCUGGACCACAUGUGUUUCUCUUAAUGAUUCCUCUGGGAAGAUUCACUCAAGAGGAAGAAAAAGCGGUAAAGAUCAUCCGAGACACGUUUGGAGAAAACUCAUUAAUGUACACCAUAGUGCUGUUUACCAACGGAGACCAACUGAAGAACAAAAGCAUCGAACAGUUCCUGGAAAACUCUGGGAUUGCUCUAAACCUCAUUGCUGAGUGUGGAAACAGAUACCAUGUGUUCAAUAAUGAGAGCAAAGACCGGACACAGGUGAAUGAUCUACUGCAGAAGAUAGAUGAAAUGGUGAAAGCAAACGGAGGGAGUUACUACUCAUGCAAGAUGUUCAGAGAGAUGGAAAGAGAAAUACAAGAGAAACAAAAGAAGAUACUGACUGAGAAAGCGGAGAACCUGAACAGAGAAAAAGAAGAAUUGAUGAAGAAACAUAAAGAGUAGAAAAGAAAGUUGAAGACUAAGAUGGAGGAAGAGCAUAACAAAGAGAAAAAGAGAAGAGAAGAGGAAUUUAGAGAAAGAGAAGAUCGAUAUAAAAGAGACAUUAAAGACAUAGAGGAACAAGAGAGAAAAAUACGAGAAGAACUGAAGAGAGAACGAGAGGAAUGGGAGAGACUGAAACAACAGGAAAGACAAAGGAGAGAAGAGGAGGAUGAGAAAUUGAGAAAAAAAGAACAGGCGAUGUGGAAUGAAUAUAAUCAAAGACUUAACCAAGAGAUGGGGAGAAUGAAUAUGAUUAUGAAAGAAGAGAGACAGAAACGUGAGGCAGAAAGAAAGAGAAUAGAAGAGGAAUAUAUAGAGGAACAAUAUAAAAGAGAGAUUAAAAAUAUAGAGGACCAAGAGACAAAGAUACUAGAAGAGCUGAAGACAGAACGAGAGGAAUGGGAGAAACAGAAACAACUGGAAAGACAAAGAGAGGAAGAAGAGAAAGAAACACAUAGAUUAAAUGAACUUCCUACCGGAGGUCCUGACGCUCAGCGCUCAAAGAAUGAUGAAAAUCCGCCACCAGAUCCAGAAUCUUUGAGAAUCUUGCUGUUUGGGAGGACAGGAGAUGGAAAGUCUGCAACAGGAAACACUAUCUUCGGAAAAACUUGCUUUUACAGUAAGAAGAGUUCAUGUUUAGUGACCACAACAUGUACAAAGGUCAUGGGUGAAGUUAACGGUCGGUCAGUAGCUGUUAUUGAUACUCCAGGACUCUUCGACCCCUCACUGACAAAAGAGCAAGUGCAGGAAGAAAUAAUGAAAUGCAUUUCACUGUCAGCCCCUGGACCUCAUGUGUUUAUCGUUGUCUUUGACAUGUGGAAAAUCACCAAGGAGGAGAAAGACACUUUAGAAAUGAUAUUGAAGAUAUUUGGCCCAGAAGCUGCAGGUUUCAGCAUUGUUCUUUACACUGGAGGAGACAACCUAAAGACAAACCAAACAAUAGAACAAUAUGUAGAGAAAUAUAAAAAUGCUGACCUUGACAAACUGAUCAAAGAUCGUAAAGAGAGAUUCCUGGCUUUUAAUAACACAAAAGUGCAGGAUCAGACACAAAUUCAGCUGCUGUUAAAAAAAAUAGAAGAAAUUAACCAAUCUAAUCAGGGUAGAUUUUUCACUAAUGAGAUGUUUGAGGAGGCAGCGGUCUCCACUGAACAGAGAAUGAAAAUGAUCAAAGAAAAGGAAGGAAAAAAUCAGGCUCAUGUUGAUGAAUUAACAGCCAAGUAUAUUAAAGAAGACAUAAUUAUGAGAAAAAGGCUGGAAGAGAAAAAACAAAGGAUGGAUGAGGAAAUUGAGAGACUGAAGAAGAAGUUUAAAGAACAAGAGGAAAUACUCUGGAGAGAGUUUGAGGAGAAAGAAAAAUCAGAGAAGGAGAAACAAGAGAUUGAGGAUCAGAAACAAUCGGAGCUGGAAAAACAAAAAAAACACAAAUAUGAGCAAAACUUAGAAGAGAUGAAGAGAGAAAAUGAAGAUCAGAUAAAAUGGUGUGAAGAUCAGCAAAAAAGAAGAGAAGAAGAUGAAACAAGAGAAGAAAAAUAUAAACAAGAUCUAGAAAAGAAAAAUGAUCAUCAGCACAUCGUGGCAGAGUUAAAAAUAAAUCAGGAAGAGGAAAUAGAAAAGAAAGAUUCAGAGAAGCGAAUAAGGAAGGACAGAGAAGAGAAAGAAAGAGAAGAAUGGAAGAGAAAAUUAAAAGAGGCUGGAAAAGAUGAAGAGACCAAACGACAGCAGAGAGAAUGGGAGGAAGAAAAGAAAAGACAGACGAUAGAACUAAAGGAGGAUGAAAGAAAGAGAAAAGAGAGGCAAUGA